This is a messenger RNA of Cuscuta epithymum, 2024 nucleotides long. The record is from the annotation of a GenBank genome assembly. Lineage: Eukaryota; Viridiplantae; Streptophyta; Magnoliopsida; Solanales; Convolvulaceae.
CUUAUUGAUUAAUGAUAUUGAUGUGGAGCGAAUUCUGGCUGAGGGACCAUGGUCUUUUGACAAUAACCUGUUAAUACUUAGUAAGCCGGAACCUUUGUAAAACCCAGCUGAUGUACCAUUAACGCAUGAAUGCUUUUGGGUGCAAGCAUUUAAUCUGCCAGCAUCUUUUUUUUUUUUACGGAAAAGAUGGCUGUUAUCAUUGGUAAUGCAGUAGGCAGGUUUGUUUUAGCAGACCAGAACAAUUUCAAGGGUAGAUAUCUUGAAUUUAUGAGGAUCCGUGUACAAUUGGACGUGAGCAAACCUCUGAAACGUCGGGUAAAGCUAAGGAACGGAGCAGAAUCUGUCUGGGCAGAACUGAAAUAUGAAAGGCUGCCUCACUUCUGUUUCAUCUGCGGAAAGAUGGAUCACGUUGAUAGACUCUGCCCGGAAUGGUUUCAGGGAUUUACGGCUGAGCAGGAGAAGCGGUUUGGGUCUUGGCUAAGGGUGGGGGUAGGAAAAAGAAGACCAGAUUGAUGCACAUGGAGGGAGUUUUGAAGAAAUCCAUCCAAAAAACGGAUUAGAGGCGGGUCCUGGCAGUCAGGCCCGCCUAGGAUUAUGAGCUGCAUCAGUUGGAACUGCCGAGGGCUUGGCAACCCUUUGGCAGUUCAGGUCCUAGUGGAUAUGAUCCACUUGAAGCGGCCAAAGUUGGUGUUCUUAAUGGAGACUUUCUGCAACAGUUCCAAGAUUGAGAUGGUACGCAAGAAGACUGGUAUGCACGCUGGAUUUGGGGUGGAUAGCAUAGGGCAUCGGGGAGGCAUUGCUUUACUUUGGGAAGAUGGGGUACAUGUUGAUGUUCGGGACUCAUCCCCAAAUUUUAUUGAUGCUUGGGUCAGGAUGGAAGAUGAGAAGCCCACUUGGCGUUUUACCGGCUUUUACGGAUUUUCGGAAAGGCAUAGAAGAAGGGAGUCUUGGGAGUUAUUGAGGUUACUUAGUUCUCGAUCACAACUCCCUUGGUUAGUUAUGGGGGAUUUUAACGAUAUUCUUUUCGCUUCUGAAAAGAAGGGGAGGGUUCCUCAUCCGCCGUGGCUUUUGAGGGGAUUUAGAGAUGCAGUGUAUGGGAGUGGGCUUCAUAAUGUAUCGUUUGAAGGCUAUCAAUUUACCUGGGAACGGUGGCGUGGUUCGCGAAAUUGGGUGGAGGAAAAGUUGGAUAGAAUCUUGGCUUCGACAAGCUGGAUGGAACGGUUUAGUGAGGCGGCAGCUCAAUCCUUGGAAGGUUCACCCAGCGAUCACAUGGCUUUAUACAUUUGUCUAUCUCCAGCAAGAGGUAUAAAUCGUCGGAGGAGGUUCAAGUUUGAGAAUGUCUGGCUCUGGGAAGAGGAUUGUCGUGAUGUGGUGAUUCGGGGGUGGCAGUUGGGUCGUGAGGGUGGUGUCAUGGGGCAGAUCUCAACUUGUGCUAAGGCUGUGGACAUCUGGGAAAAAAUAAAUAUGGGAAAUAUAGUCGACGGAUUGCUUUCUGCAAACGGAGAUUGGAGUUUUUAAGGGGAAGGUUUGAUUCCUGGGGCAUGGCUGAAUUUAGCCGAGUUCGUAGUGAGUAUUUGGAUUUAAUAACUAAAGAAAAUCUUUUCUGGCAACAACGUGCUAAAGAGUUUUGGUUACGCGAUGGAGAUUCCAAUUCUCGCUUUUUCCAUAAUGCUGUUAAGCAGCGUCGUAGGAGAAAUAAAAUUAAAGGCUUACGACGUGAGAAUGGCAUUUGGGAGUGUGACAGAGGGGAGAUGGCUAAUAUCAUUGGUGAUUAUUUCUCUAAAUUUUUUUCCUCCAUGCAGGGAUCACGUGAAGCAGCUUGGGAUGGUAUUUCACGACGUUUGGAAGAGCAUCAUAAUAAUGACUUAUUGCGGCCGAUACGGAGUGAAGAGGUUAAAGAAGCUUUAUUUGCCAUGUAUCCCGAUAAAUCCCCUGGACCAAACGGCAUGAGUCCGGGUUUUUUUCAGCAUUUUUGGGAAUCCAUUGGUCCAGAUAUUGUAGGGUUUUGCAAGACAGUGUUCUCG